Lindgomyces ingoldianus is the source of this 999-nucleotide messenger RNA. RefSeq lists its product as uncharacterized. The transcript has 2 exons. NCBI's taxonomy places the organism in Eukaryota, Fungi, Ascomycota, Dothideomycetes, Pleosporales, Lindgomycetaceae. The record is from RefSeq and is a predicted model, not a curated record. The coding region runs from base 313 to 813 and encodes 166 amino acids.
GCGACCCACAAGCCACAUGCCCACACUUCCUUCACCUGGGCUUCGCGAUCUUUGAACCGAUCUGAUGACGGGAAAAGAAAAAGUAAAACCACGUACGACAUGUGAUAACCUACCCACUCCAAGCCCAGCAAUCUUGUGUCUCCAACCACGUCGGUCCUCAUCCUGACCUUCCCUGCAAGCCCCAAUAAGAAUUACACAUCGAGUGCGACGUCACUGAACCAAACAUUUCAGAUUUCGCAGCCACGGUUGUACACUGGUGGAUUGUAUUGGAUUGUAUUGGAUUUUGAAAGAAUCUGAGGAAAAAGUGAGAACAUGCCUACCUGGGGUCGCGGCGGUGCGGGAAAUAUCGUUAGUGAAGCACAGGUUCAAGAGCAGGCAAGGAAGGUUGCAGAGGAUCUCGAAGCUAAUCGCUCUCUAACCUCCUCCGCUGCCCCAGUCGCGCAAUCCUCGCAACCACAAGAAUACGCCUACUCCGGACGCGGCGGCGCCGGCAACUGGUACCAGCCCUCUGAACUCGAGAAACAAGGAUCGUUCGUCGAGCCCAGUGACUCCACCGCUAUCCCCACAUCCACAAAGCCGAAUAUCUCGACGCCAUGGCAUCCGGAAAAUCAGGAGAUGCCUGUUGCUCGAGCGGGACGAGGAGGCGCGGGGAACUUUGUCUGGAAGGAUGAGGAGAAGGAGAGGGUGAGGAGGGAGGAGGAGGAGGCAAGGAAAGGGGAGGUUAAGGAGAAGGUGGAGAGGGAUGUUGAGUUGGGGUUGGCGAAACCUGGGGCAGCUGUUUUGGGGGGUGUUAAGGCGGGGAGGGGUUGGUGAAAGAGAACAGUUUGAAGUGUGGGUUGAGUGGGUACCACAGCGUCGAGACGGUAGAAAAGAGGAAGAUAGGAUCGGUUUUCUUAGUCACGCGAUUCCUCCCUAAUAUCCGCCUAGAUGUCUGGGCGAACUUCAUGCUGAUUGUAUAUCCUCUUCGUUGUUGAUUAAAUUCGAGCAGCAAUUAUGAAC